Hippocampus zosterae (dwarf seahorse) is the source of this 2521-nucleotide messenger RNA. RefSeq names its product polypyrimidine tract-binding protein 2-like. NCBI's taxonomy places the organism in Eukaryota, Metazoa, Chordata, Actinopteri, Syngnathiformes, Syngnathidae. The record is from RefSeq and is a predicted model, not a curated record. The transcript has 14 exons. Gene Ontology annotation, biological process: mRNA processing; regulation of RNA splicing. Gene Ontology annotation, cellular component: nucleus. Gene Ontology annotation, molecular function: mRNA binding. The coding region runs from base 107 to 1660 and encodes 517 amino acids.
GGGACGAACACCGCCUCCAUUUUGGUCUCGUGUGUAUGUUUGUGCAACCGUUGAUGUAAACUGGAGGUACAGAAGGAUACAACGCAGAGGCAUUAUAUAUACAGAAAUGGACGGGAUCGGCGAUGUUGCGGUUGGAGUGAAGAGAGGAUCAGAUGAGCUGAGUCUGUACAACAGUCCCAACUCUGGCCUGAGCAGUAUGAGCGAUGGGAGUUCCAGUGGCAGUGACAGUAAAAAGCUGAGGGUGGAGGAGGCACCGCCAUCGCGUGUGCUUCACAUCAGAAAGUUGCCCAACGAAGCCUCAGAAACUGAAAUCAUUGCUCUUGGCUUACCUUUCGGAAAAGUCACCAAUAUCCUUACGCUGAAGGGAAAGAACCAAGCUUUUUUGGAGAUGGGCACCGAGGAUGCCGCCGUCACGAUGGUGAACUACUACACCACCGUCAAUCCUCACAUUCGCAACGUCCCCGUCUUUAUUCAAUACUCAAAUCACAAGGAGCUCAAAACCGAUGCCGGCAAUCAGCGGACCCAGGCGGUGCUGCAGGCGGUUUCAGCCGUUCAGUCGGGCGGCUCGCCUGCCGCGGAUGUCCAGGAAAUCCUUGCCAGCGCCUCCAGUCCAGUACUGCGGAUCAUCAUCGACAAUAUGUUCUACCCGGUAACACUGGAUGUGCUCCAACAGAUUUUUUCCAAGUUUGGUACCGUCAUGAAGAUCAUCACGUUCACCAAGAACAACCAGUUCCAGGCCCUUUUGCAGUUCAGCGAACCUGUCAAUGCGCAGCAGGCCAAACUGGCACUGGACGGUCAGAAUAUCUACAAUGCCUGCUGCACGCUGCGGAUCGACUUCUCCAAGCUCGUCAACUUAAACGUCAAGUAUAACAACGAUAAGAGUCGGGAUUACACGCGGCCGGAGCUGCCGGCCGGCGACGGUCAACCCACCAUGGACCCCGCCGUCGCCGUGGCUCUCAGCAAAGACAACUCCCUCCUCGGUAAGAUUCCAGGAGCCCUGAACCCGCUCAGCGCGGCGGCGGUGGCCGCUGCCGCUGCGGGGAGGGUGGCGCUGGCUGGACAGACGGGCUCCAGCGGGGUGCUCUUGGUCAGCAAUCUCAAUGAAGAGAUGGUUACGCCCCAAAGUCUGUUUACCCUCUUCGGCGUCUAUGGCGAUGUCCAGAGGGUGAAAAUUCUGUACAAUAAGAAAGACAGCGCUCUCAUCCAGAUGUCAGACGCCAACCAGGCUCAGUUAGCCAUGAGCCACUUGAACGGCCAAAAGAUGUACGGGAAAAUUAUCCGGGCAACCCUGUCCAAACACCAGACGGUGGCAUUGCCUCGCGACGGCCUGGACGACCAGGGCUUGACCAAGGACUACGCCAACUCUCCCCUUCAUCGCUUCAAGAAACCCGGAUCCAAGAACUUCCAAAACAUAUUCCCGCCCUCCGCCACCCUCCACCUCUCCAACAUCCCGCAAGAUGUAACGGAGGACGACCUGCGACUGCUCUUCUCAAACGCCGGCGGCACAGUGAAAGCAUUUAAGUUUUUCCAGGAUCGCAAAAUGGCCCUGAUCCAGAUGUCAACAGUCGAAGAGUCCGUCCAAGCUUUGAUUGACCUUCACAACUACAACAUGGGAUGCAACCAACACCUACGAGUUUCCUUCUCAAAGUCCACCAUUUAAAACGAAAAAAAAAAAAGACGGGACCCAAAUUCCACUCGGUUUUCACGAGCUAUGUUGACCUUUGUCACGUUGGUCAAAAAUUAGGGAUGUUGCUGUUGACGCUCGUUGGUCAGCUGUCCUCAAUACCUCGGGAAGAUAUUGACAUUGAUUGUCAUCCCGUAUGAUAGUUUGAUGUAGAGCGAGCAGCAAUUAUUUCUUAAUGUCGACAAAAAAAAAAACCCUGAAAAUACACGUGCCUUAUUUAAUAUGGGCUGUCCACAGCCGCCCCCCCCCCCCCCCCUCGUAUGCUGUGUAAUCUCAUGGAUGUACCUUAAAAUGUCGUGGGUUUCUUUCGAGCGUUGUCGCUGAACUGCCAGAUUUUUCACUCUGGAUCGUUUCCACUUUGAGGAGUCACAGCCAGAUAUCGAAGGAGUGUUUCCAAAAUUGCAACGCCGCUCUCCAGCCAACAGCAGAAUUUGCUUGGGCCUGAGCUUCUUCCCACGGGCCCCUUCCACAUCAAAUAAAUUAGUUUUUUUUCUUCCCCUUUAGAUUCGGCCUUACUUUUUUACUUUGACAGCGUGCUUUUGGUGACGUAUCACAAUGUGGCGUUGCAUUUUUAUCUAUUUUUUUUUCCAGGCUGGUUUUCGAACAUCCAUUGUCCUUUGCAUCGCAGUACAGCGUGAUUGCCAAUGGCAUUUAUUUGCUUUGAAACUGUUUUUGGGUUACAAAACAGGUUACUUGAGACUUCUACUCAGUUGGACCAAAGUUUCUGUGCCUUAAGUAUUCCUGUAAGAAAAAAAAAAUGCAUUUGUAGAAAACUGUCCUCAGUUUCAAGCAUUCCUAAAUUUAAGAUCCAUGGAAACUAUUGUCUCGAAAUGGUCA